Colletotrichum scovillei is the source of this 2240-nucleotide messenger RNA. RefSeq lists its product as uncharacterized. Gene Ontology annotation, molecular function: oxidoreductase activity. The coding region runs from base 542 to 2194 and encodes 550 amino acids. The record is from RefSeq and is a predicted model, not a curated record. The transcript has a single exon. Lineage: Eukaryota; Fungi; Ascomycota; Sordariomycetes; Glomerellales; Glomerellaceae.
CCGGAUCUAAAGGGUGUGAUCAGCAUGAUACACGAGACCACACUUUCUGCAUCCUUCCUACCUGUAGUACCCGGCCGGUUCUCUUCAGUAACAGUUCGCAUCUCACUCGAUUCCCCUCGACCGGAAGCUUGCAUCUGUGGACCGUGACUGAUCGACGCACCAUCACAUGUAAAACCUCGUUGUAAGAUUUUCAACGUCGCUCAAGAGAAAUGAGGCUUCUUCUGGCAUAAGUUGUUUCUUAUCUUAUGGCUCAGUACCUCUGAGCAAAGUGUGACAAGAGGGCGCAUCCAACCGCCUGGACGAUUACUGGCGUUUCAACAUGCCGCAUCGGGGAUUUCAUUGGCGGCUACGUUAUCCGGCUCGUCUCUCUUCGUGAGGUUCAUCGAGAUCUAGUCCCCGCACUUGAGCCUAGAGAAUGAGAAAAGGCGCGGCUACUAUUAUAUCUCUCGUCUGGAGGAGACAGCGAUAUCGAUACUGGCGCAACUCAGUGGUAUAAAGUCGCCGAGGUUUCCCUUGAUACCAGCUUCACUGCUAUCAGAGCAUGCAGUAUCAUCCACAAGUAACAUCAAACACCUCUAUUAGAUCACCUAUUUCGUACCUCACAAUGUCCAGAGUUCGUCCUUCUCUCCAAGAUGUGUGCGACCGGUACACGUCUGGCGAGGAUCGUACUACCUUAGAGAAUAUUGUCAGAGCCUUCCGAAGGCUUCAGCAACUUGAUCCAAGUAACGAAGACUCCUUCUUUACCAUUGCUGGGUAUCAUGGAGAGCCAUGGAUGAAGGAGAACCCUUAUCCCGGCGGAUCGACUUACGACGAUUGGCGGGGAGGUUACUGCCAACAUCAGACGGUAUUGUUCCCCACUUGGCAUCGAGCAUACCUCCUUCGGCUUGAAGACGCCAUGCGUCGAGCUGUUCCCGAUGCUCCAAGUCUAGCCCUGCCAUUUCUGGACGAGUGCCGGCCUUUCGACCAGAACACUCCCCUCCCUUGGAUCUUGACCACCCCGACUUUCGACCUUGAUGGAGAUAAUACGAACCCACUCUACUCCUACAAGUUCCAGAAGGGAGUUGCAGACAACCACGAGAAGCCAUCAGAUGCCCAGCGUUACAGCAAGUCAACGGGAUCACAGACAGCUCGUUACCCGCUUGCGGGUGUCACUAGCUUGGACGGAGAAGACCCCGCUUCGCAUGCCAGAAUUCUCAACGGCAACAUUGCAGCCUGGCUAAACGGAAAGAUCCAUAUCGACGGCAAGGCGUCGCCAACGUCAAUUCCGGACACAGUCUCCAUCGUUUCGAGAUACAAGGCCAGUCUUGAUGCACCCAAUUACACGCUGUUCUCCAACAAGGCUUCCAGGGGCGAGUGGCUUCGUAAUACGAAAGGCUCACUGGAGAGCAAGUUCCAUACUUCUCUUGAAGAUCCACACAACGCUGUUCAUCUUGCCAUCGGAGGUUUCUAUCAAGAUGGGGAAGAGAACGCUAAACCUGUCGAGGGUGCCCAUGGCGACAUGGGAGAGAACGAAACCGCGAGCUUCGACCCCAUCUUCUUCCUUCACCAUGCCUUCAUUGACUAUGUCUUCUGGACAUGGCAAGUCAAGCACGGCCUUACCAAGCCGGGUAGCCUGUCAGUGGAGCCCAACAUCACAGCGGGAACACUCAGCGCAGGUAGCCCUGUUCUCCCUCCGGGAAGCAAGUUGGAGAUGAGCAGUCCUCUUGCACCUUUCUUGAAGUCCGGAUGUAUCAACGACCCUGUGUUCUACACUUCAGACGACAUCACCGACAUCAGCCAGUUGGGAUACAUGUAUGGCGAGGGUUCCCUUGACCUUCUGACCAGUGGGCCCGUUCUGGGCGACCCUGAACUUCCACUUGUCGCUGUCGCCCGUGUUAGUGGCAUCAGCACCACAGACCACGAGGGUUCGUUUGUCAUCCGUACCUCUGCUAAGCUUGCCGACGGUAGUGAGGUUGAGAUCGACCGCGACGCAAUUCUCAGUCGAUGGGUUCUCGCAAAUUGCAAGAACUGUCAGAAGAACAAGCUUGAGACGUACACUUACAUCCCCUUUGGCGAGGAUCUGAUGAGGGCAAUUGGAGCUGAGACUAAGGAGGACAUCCACAGCAAGCUCACUGUCUCUGUUCAGACGCGCGGACAAACUGCACCAGUCAAGAACUCAUUCAGUGCUGUGCAGCCUUUGAUCGAAAUCUUUUAGGCAUCUGUUGACUGGAACCUGUAAUGUGGAAUAAUUAGCACUGAGG